GGAAGAGAGAGAGAGAGAGGGGGAAGAUGAGCAUUGAGUGAAGAGCAUAGAUUUUCAUCCAAAUCUGUAUCUGUGGUUUUUUUUAAUCCACAACCGCUGCAGCGCUGCGACCAUAGACUUGUGCGGGGGGGGACCUUUGCGCUUUGCAACAUUGCUCUUUUUUCUCCAGUGGAACUUCGUAUCCGUUGUCUUUGGCUGAAGUGUCUAAAUGUUUUGAUCCGCUUUUAUUUCCACCGUCACCCCCCCUCCUCCUCUCUUCGUAUCCGAAUCGCAACAUGAGCAGUUUGCGGGGAGCGCCCGGUUUCGCACCUUUGGAAUGGUGUGGGUUACGCAGCCCGGGAAAGGAGAGCAGCUAAACGCAGAUGGAGUUUGGGAUUUAUUGCGAAAUACGUGGAAGAUGACCGUCUUUUCUUUGUGUUUCCUCUUGUGCGCCGAUCUGCUGGAUUUGGCUGUAGGUUACCUGACUGUGACCAUCGAACAGCACCCCCCUGUGGUCGUGGGAGAGACGGCUACGCUUAAGUGUAACUUCAAGACCGACGGCCGGCUGAGGGAGAUUGUAUGGUUUCGGGUCAUGGAAGGCGGCACUAACAAGCAGAAGAUCUUCACAUACGACGCCAUGUUUAAUACCAAUUAUUCCCACAUGGAAGAUUACCGCAGGCGUGAGGAUCUCGUUUACCAGUCCACAGUUCGGCUACCAGAGGUGCGGAUCGCCGACAACGGGCUGUACGAGUGUCACGUGGGCAUCUAUGACCGAGCCACACGGGAGAAAGUGGUCCUGGCUUCGGGAAACACCUAUCUCACAGUGUAUGCACCCCCUCACUCCAUCUCGAUGAUGGCAGCAGACACCCUGGCGCCAUUCAGCCGCUACCAGGUCCAGAACUUCACCUUGGUGUGCAACGUGUCCGGAGGCAAGCCGGCCCCAGUGGUGUUUUUCAAGCGUGACGGGGAGCCAAUUGAGAUAUUCCACUACAUGCAGCCGACAGCAGGCAGCGACAGUCGGGGCACGGCCAGCAUGCGAGGGGCGAGGCCCCUGAUCAGCCGGGACCUGGACGACACCAAACUGCAGAAGUCGCGGACCCUGCUGCACCAGGACGGCAGGCCAGCGCGGCUGUACACGGAGAGUCCCGGGAGAGGGCGCACCCCUGGGGCUGCUGGCCACGAGGCCAGCCCCGCCACAGAGAUCAUCCCGGAGACGGUGGUGUCCCGCGAGUUCCCCCGCUGGGCCCUGAGCACAGACCCGCUGUACUACUUCUCGGCCAGGCAGGUACCGCAGAGCGACGGCUCUGUGGAGGUGCAGGCGCGGAUCACGUGGGCGCUCAACCCCCAGCUGGAUAACGAUGCCCUCUUCAGCUGUGAGGUUAAGCACCCUGCCCUCUCCAUGCCCAUGGUGACAGAAAUCACACUUGCGGCCCCUAAAGGCCCCAAGUUGCUGAUGACCCCCACUCGGGCAAAAGUGGGGGACACCGUUCGCAUCAGCGUUCAAGGUUUCCAGAACGAGGUUUUCCCCGAGCCCAUGUUCACAUGGACCCGUGUGGGGGGCCAUCUGCUGGACGGCAGCAACAAGCGAGACGGCAAGGAGCUGGUUCUGGAGCGGGUGCCGGCCGAGCUCAACGGCUCCAUGUACCGCUGUACGGCCCAGAAUCCUCUGGGCUCCACGGACACUCACACACGCCUCAUCGUUUUUGAGAACCCGAGCAUGAUGAAAAACACCCAGAACCAGAACAAUGCAGCAGCCCGGGUGGAUGCACUGGGACCGAUGGUGACUGCGCUGAUCUUCACAGUGGCCGCAGAGCUGACGUGAGUCCCCAAGCCCAGACCGCUACGUCCCAAGCCUUCUUCAGUCGCCCCCCCCCCACCCCACCCCCCACACCCUCCUGCCCACUUUGCUCGGCUCCGCCCCUGGAGCUCGCCCCUUCCUGUCUGCCAGGAAGUAGCAUCGCCAGAGAGCACUAAACUUCCUUUUUGUGAAACAACAGAAGAAACAUACAAAAGGAAAAAAAGAAAUCUUCAAUUAAAGGACCUGCCCUACUGUGUAUGUCUUCUUGUCCCACCUCUGCCUGUACAUCAGUAAAAACAAAUGUUUAAAAAAGGAAACGGGGGGAAAAAAACAUCCUUCUUUUAAUUUAUUUGAACAUAAUGACAUUUGUCUUGUACAGCCCUCUUAAAAGAAGUCGUGUGGGCAGGCCCACCAUACGACCGACCCUCCCCCCAGACACACCCCCAUUUCGUCUUGUGUACUCUAUGCAGAAACCGUUAUCAGUAGGAAUACGUUUAAGAAUAUCGUUCUGGUCCUAUGCUCUUGUUAUCUGUUUUCCUUUUUUUUUUAACUGACUCUAGGUUGGAAUGUACAAGCGGACUUUGCUCUAAGCUCUAUGAACUGGUGUAAUCUCCCAGAUAGAAAACGCAGGACUCUCCCUUUCUAAAUGUAUUUUUGUGUACAUCCCUGUAAAUAAUAAAAUGAUAAAGAAUAAUAAUUAUAAUAAUAAUAACUCUAAGAGGAGGGGUGUUGUUGGAAUGCAAGGAAGACAAGCUGACUUUGCCAGCGUUAAUGGCAUUUUCCGCGCUUGUCCAUCUCCAGGGCGAUUUUCAGAGGGCAACCGUAAGCCAAGAAGAGGCCUUUAAAAAUGGCCACAGUCAUCCUUUCAUGGGGCAAAGCGUGUUUGGUGCACCCCUAUCUGCUUUCGCGGGCUUCCCCCUGUUUGUGCGCUCCGUCGUAAUUUUUUUCCGGAACUUUCUGUUUCCACCGCAUCCCUGCUUUUUGGCUCACGUUGCCGAGCAGCACAGCCUGCGGAGUCAGGAUCUCCAUUCAUAUGGUUUCACGUGUUUUAACCUCAUGUCAUGUCCGUUUGGUGGGUUUAAUCAAGGUGGAAAUAAAGGCGAUGUUUUUAACGGA
Brienomyrus brachyistius is the source of this 2893-nucleotide messenger RNA. It is a transcript of the gene igsf21a, whose product is annotated as immunoglobin superfamily, member 21a. Gene Ontology annotation, cellular component: adherens junction. Lineage: Eukaryota; Metazoa; Chordata; Actinopteri; Osteoglossiformes; Mormyridae. Gene Ontology annotation, biological process: homophilic cell-cell adhesion; heterophilic cell-cell adhesion. The coding region runs from base 317 to 1801 and encodes 494 amino acids. The record is from RefSeq and is a predicted model, not a curated record. The transcript has 10 exons.